CCGCUUCCGGUGCCGCGGGAGGAGGCGGCCGCGCGGCUCCAUGGUGACGGCGCAGGUUUCUAGCUCGGGAUCAUCCAUUGACCAGGUGGCCCCAUUCCCAGGCCUGCUACCAUGUCUAAGCUGAAGAGCUCCGAGUCCGUGCGGGUGGUGGUGCGGUGCCGGCCCAUGAACAGCAAGGAGAAGACAGCUUCCUAUGAGAAGGUGGUGAGCGUGGACGUCAAGUUAGGGCAGGUCUCAGUGAAGAACCCACGGGGAACAUCUCAUGAACUGCCUAAAACCUUCACCUUUGAUGCUGUGUAUGACUGGAAUUCCAAGCAGGUUGAGCUCUACGAUGAGACCUUCAGACCUCUCGUGGACUCUGUCCUGCAAGGGUUUAAUGGGACAAUCUUUGCCUAUGGGCAGACUGGGACAGGGAAAACGUAUACGAUGGAAGGGGUGCGUGGUGAUCCUGAAAAAAGGGGGGUCAUCCCAAAUUCAUUCGACCACAUCUUCACCCACAUCUCCAGAUCUCAAAACCAGCAGUACCUGGUUAGAGCAUCGUACCUGGAAAUCUACCAAGAGGAAAUCAGAGACUUGUUAUCGAAGGAUCAGUCCAAGAGGCUGGAGCUAAAGGAGAGGCCAGACACGGGGGUGUAUGUUAAGGAUUUGUCCUCCUUUGUGACGAAAAGUGUCAAGGAGAUAGAACACGUGAUGAACGUGGGGAACCAGAACCGCUCGGUGGGGGCCACCAACAUGAACGAGCACAGCUCCCGGUCCCACGCCAUCUUUGUGAUCACCAUCGAGUGCAGCGAGCUGGGGCUCGACGGGGAGAACCACAUUCGGGUUGGGAAGCUCAACCUGGUGGACCUUGCGGGCAGCGAGCGGCAGGCCAAGACUGGAGCCCAGGGGGAGAGGCUAAAGGAAGCCACGAAAAUCAAUCUCUCUCUCUCAGCUUUGGGCAACGUUAUCUCUGCCCUGGUAGAUGGCAAGAGUACCCACAUUCCCUACCGGGACUCAAAGCUGACUAGGCUGCUGCAGGACUCCUUAGGUGGCAAUGCCAAAACGGUGAUGGUGGCCAACAUUGGCCCUGCCUCUUACAACGUGGAGGAGACGCUGACAACGCUGAGAUACGCCAACCGUGCCAAGAACAUCAAGAACAAACCACGAGUGAACGAGGACCCCAAGGAUGCUCUGCUGCGAGAGUUCCAGGAGGAGAUUGCUCGCCUCAAGGCACAGCUGGAAAAGAGGUCCAUUGGGAAAAGGAAGAGAAGGGAAAGGAGGAGAGAUGGUGGGGAAGAAGAGGAGGACACUGAGGAGGGUGAGGAUGAAGGAGAUGACAAAGAUGACUAUUGGAGGGAGCAGCAGGAAAAGCUGGAGAUUGAGAAGAAGGCGAUAGUUGAGGAUCACAGCCUGGUAGCAGAAGAGAAGAUGAGGCUGCUGAAGGAGAAGGAGAAGAAAAUGGAGGACCUGAGGCGAGAGAAGGAAGCGACAGAAAUGUUGAGUGCCAAAAUCAAGGCAAUGGAAAGCAAACUUCUGGUGGGAGGGAAGAAUAUUGUGGAUCACACAAAUGAACAGCAGAAAAUCCUGGAACAGAAACGCCAGGAAAUUGCAGAACAGAAACGCCGGGAGCGGGAGAUCCAGCAACAGAUGGAAAGUCGGGAUGAGGAAACUCUGGAGCUGAAGGAGACCUAUAGUUCUCUUCAGCAAGAGGUGGACAUAAAGACCAAAAAGCUCAAAAAGUUAUUUUCCAAGCUGCAAGCUGUGAAGGCAGAGAUCCAUGAUCUCCAAGAAGAGCACAUCAAGGAGCGCCAGGAACUGGAACAGACCCAGAACGAACUUACCAGGGAACUAAAGCUGAAGCACCUGAUCAUUGAAAAUUUUAUUCCCUUGGAAGAAAAGAAUAAGAUUAUGAACAGGUCAUUCUUUGAUGAAGAGGAAGACCAGUGGAAGCUGCAUCCAAUAACCCGUCUGGACAACCAGCAGAUGAUGAAGAGGCCUGUCUCUGCUGUGGGGUACAAACGGCCCCUGAGCCAACACGCCAGGACAUCCAUGAUGACCCGCCCGGAGGCGCGGUACCGGGCCGAGAACAUCGUGCUCCUGGAGCUUGACAUGCCCAGCCGGACAACGAGGGACUACGAAGGGCCAGCCAUUGCUCCCAAAGUCCAGGCAGCUCUAGAAGCAGCUCUGCAGGAAGAAGAUGAGAUACAGGUGGACGCUUCAACCUUUGAGAGCAUUUCCAAUAAGAAAGCAAAACCCAGGCCUAAAACUGGAAGGAAAUCAGUGGGAUCCUCUGCAGCAGGCACCCAUAGUUCCCAGCUUUACCCACAGUCCCGAGGGCUGGUUCCAAAGUAAAACCAGCAGUUCCUCUCCAGGGCACCAACAGCCUUUGCCUUCCGACAGCAGAGACAAGUGGGAACCUGCAGUGAGUCCUUCCUGGGCUCCUGCCCCGUUCCCUGGAGAUGGCCUCUUUGCUCCUUAACUGACUGGUGCCAGCCCAGGGGCACUGAGCCUCAGGAAGAUCAGCGCUUGCAGUUCAGCCUUUGGCCUCUGUGGGGAACAGAUUUUAGUUAGGAAACCAGAAAUGCAUGAGGUACGUUCAAGUGUAUUAGAAGCAAUGGGAAGCACGGGGAUCACCUGGCAGCAUCACCCUCUGUCCUGCACUGCCCUUGAGCUGCACUGGGCGUUUUAGCUGUUGGGCAGUAAGAAGAUGGAGUUGAAAGUCUCAUCUCAACUGAACCACCACUCCAGAGCUUCACAGUGACAACCAUAAAAAGCAGUGUAUCCGUUCCAGCUCGACUAGAUGCAUAGUUUUCCCUCUUCCUGCUGGAAAGGCUGGCAUCAUUUGGGGUCAGGAAGCUGCUUGGGCAGGCAGGAUGGCAGCAUGUGCUCACCAGCAGACAGCUGUGCCUCCUUUGAGAGCUGCACGACCAAAAGAGGGGUCGUGAGAGCAACUUUGUGCUCUCCAGAAAGGAAGCCAUAGGAACUGAAGUCCUCUCCUUGUUUACAGGCCUAAGUGAGAGCUCCUCCAACCUGCCCUCCUACAGACCUCACUCCUACCAGCAGGAACCACCUUGUCAAAGAACACAUCUGCCUACCCUGCCACCUCCACAGCCUCCUUCCUCGCUCCAGCCUCCCUCUCUACCCCUGGCAUUUCAAACCAGUGCCCAUCCACAGUCUGUCAACCAUGGGACCAUGUCCUUCUGUCUCUGCUCUCCCUCCCAGCUGGGCAGAGUCCUGGGGUGAGGAGCUGCCUGGGAACACACCCUUCCCACAGGCACGAUCCUUUCUGUGCCGCUUGGGGAGGUUCCGCGUUUGGUGCCUCUUGUGCCUCACUUGUUCCAUGUUAGAAGCUUUCCCUUUGCACCUCCCUGGCCAUGCAGAGCCUGCUGGGGAUGGAGGCACAUGUAACCCAGCCUGGGACGUCGGAUCUGGUGUAAUUUCCAGGGGUUUUACUUUGCAAACAAGGGAGGAAGAACUCCUGCUUUUUGAUGGUCUCUCUGCAAAGCUGCCCUAUGACUAAAGCAGGCUCCUGGGAUGCUGCAGCCUCAUGUGGCAGGUGGAGGGAGGUGGAACUGCCACACCAAGGACAGUAAGGUGUCCCUGUCUAGUGUCACAGCUCAUCCGUAAGUUUUAGUUCACUGUGUAUUGGGACUUGGGAUGUUCAUUUUUCCUCUUGCUGUUGUCCCAUGAACGUUUUUACCCAUUUCCCUCCCUGAUGAUUCCCUCCAGACUGACACGUGUGAACACGUGAGGAUGUGCCUGGUUUUAGAAUUGUUCUGCUGUGUGGACUCUGCCUUGUGCUCUCGUCCUGUGCCUGCUGAGUGGCCCCACCCAGCUGGGGGUCAUCCCCCCAGCAUCAGGCCCCGGGCGCUGGGCACAGCUCACCUGCCCCCUCCCUCCUGUGGGCAGGGUGAGCACACCCCAGCUCAGCUGCUGGGGUUCAUGGAGUGCUCUUCUGGACCACAAGAUUGAGAUUUAUAUAUACACACUUAUAUGCAUAUAUAUAUAUAUUAGUUUGUGGGGAGGAGCAAGCAGUUUGCUCACGGCUGAGAGAGCAGGCAUCUGGCACUUCUCUUUCAGCCUGAACACAGAAACCUGGCAUCAGCCUCCUCUUCUGAAAGCACUGCUGAUGUACAGAGAGCCUUGGAAUUGGCUCUCACAGCAUAAUGUAACAUCCCCUUCUCUUCCCUUUCUUCCCUCUCUCUCUAGCACAUCUUCUGUAUGUAGAUGUUGUAAAAGAUGAUUUUAUGGUGCAAGUGCUCAGAGAACUGAAACAAAAUGAGGGGCUCAAGAUCCUGAGACAGCAACACAAUCUGUAGGCACGUAGGUACAUACCAUGUACACAUGUUCAGUGUCAGUGUCCAUACACAGACACAGCUGAGUCUGCAUGUGCACACACCUCCCUGGUCCCUGCUGUUCCAUAGGAAUUUAUAUUAAGCUCAUAUGCUGGAAACUCCCCCCAUGGCAGGGCUGGUCCAGUGGAAAUGGCUGUGCAGACCCCAGCUGUUCUGUUGUAGUGUUGAUAAGCUGGCUGGUGACUGUCAGAAAGGCCCUGCUUUUAAUUCUGUUAGAAGUUAAUUAGCAAGGUGGAAGAAAUUCACUAGGGUGGAAAAAAGAAUAAAAUUGCAUAUUUAGUCAUUGUACUUAAAGGGGAGCUGUGGCUGGAGGUGUGGGUGGUGGACUCGUGGGCAACCUCAGAUCCUUACAGAAGCUUUUAGAGUCUCAUUCCAAUGGACUUGCCCUCAUCCAGGCACUCAGCAGCACUGAUACUAAGAUAAAACACUACGUCCUAAGCUGUACAAAAAUGUGCUGAGCUCUGGCUUGAAGUUUUAAAGACACAUUCCUGCCACGUUUGCCCCUCUCUGGGUGUUAUCUGAACCAUCUGGGCUUCCUGCAGGUUAACGGCCAAAGGCAGGAAACCCAAGGGCUCCUGGAAGAGGCCUUGGACACCCUGCCCGUCACAGUUCCUUCACAGGAAUGUUCCACAUCCUCCUCUUUGCUCUGAUCUGUAUAAUGGGAUCUUUUUUUUUUUUUUUUUAAAGUGACAUGGAGCAGAAGUCAGCCCUUGACUCUGGGAGCACAAGCAUAGGAAUUAAAGCACUUUCUUGAAAUCCCUAACGUAGGUCUGCGGCCUCCGGAAGAAAUACUUGCAUGCUGCUUUAAUCUUCUAAACCAUUUACCUCUGUCACAGCAGCUGGGGCUGUGCUGGUGCAUUGUGCAGAUCAGACCAGAACCCAGGAUUCUGAGCAGAGGUGCAGCAGGACCCUCAGCCCCAGCCGUGUCCUCUCCUGCCCGUGGCAGUUCCCGCGCCCCGGGCUGUGCUGCUGGGUCAGAACACAGUGUGGGAAAGAGAAUCUGCACAAAUCCCAGGGAGGGGCAGAGAUGGAACUGUGAUGAGAACACCCUGUGCCCCGCAGGGGGUCCACUCUGGUCCAGGCACCUUCUCAGUCCCUUUCUUCUGGAGCCCCCCAGGCAGUGUCCAUGGGACCCCCGAGCUCCUGGGAUGCACCCAUCUCCAGCUCCUCUGUAGACAAAGAACCUGUCCAUAGUUCUGUCCAUAGUUUUACAGCUUCUAUUUAUUUGUAUCAUCUCUUUUGUCUAGGAAUGUAAAGUGAUCCUAAAAUACUACAUGUAAUAAAGUCAACGAGAUUUAUUGCAUCUA
Molecule: messenger RNA, 5641 nt
Organism: Apus apus (common swift)
Lineage: Eukaryota; Metazoa; Chordata; Aves; Apodiformes; Apodidae
Gene: KIF3B
Product: kinesin family member 3B
Exons: 9
Coding region: 112-2331 (739 amino acids)
Biological process (GO): microtubule-based movement
Molecular function (GO): ATP binding; microtubule binding; microtubule motor activity
Source: RefSeq, a predicted model, not a curated record